AUGUCGUCUCAAGGUUCAGUUCGAAAACGAAAAGGUGGUUCAGUUCCACCUCAAGGAAAAGACAAAGAUGCCUCUGUUGUUGCAGCUCCUCAUCCUGAGCUCGAUGCUCUGGUGAAAGAUAUACAGACCAAAACCGGACCAGAAUGGGAUUACAGGAUUGCAUUGUUUAUCAUCACGGUUCUGGCAUUUGUCACAAGAUUUUGGGGAAUCAGCCAUCCAAAUGAGGUGGUGUUUGACGAAGUCCAUUUCGGCAAGUUUGCUUCAUAUUACCUUGAACGAACCUACUUCUUCGAUGUUCAUCCUCCUUUCGGAAAGCUUCUUUUCGCCUUGAUGGGUUGGUUUGUCGGAUAUGAUGGGCAUUUCCAUUUCGAAAACAUUGGGGACUCGUACAUCGAUAACAAGGUGCCAUAUGUGGCUUUCCGCGCUAUGCCCGCUCUCCUCGGAGCUUUAACAGUCCCAACUGUCUUCGCUAUCAUGUGGGAAUCUGGUUAUACUCUACCUGCCUGCGUCCUCUCCGCUUCAUUGGUACUAUUCGACAACGCCCACAUCGGCCAAACCCGCUUGAUCUUAUUGGAUGCCACUCUUGUUCUUGCAAUGGCAUGCAGUCUCCUCUGUUAUAUCAAGUUUUACAAACUCCGACAUGUCCCAUUUUCGAGAAAGUGGUGGAAGUGGCUCCUUUUGACAGGAUUCGCUUUAAGUUGCGACAUCUCCACCAAGUACGUUGGCACGUUCGCAUUUGUUACAAUUGGUUCCGCAGUCGCAAUUGAUCUCUGGAGUUUGUUGGACAUCAAUCGUCGCCAGGGUUCUUUGAGCUUACCAGAAUUUGGCAAGCAUUUCGCAGCUCGUGCUGUUGCCCUCAUCAUUGUACCGUUCCUCUUCUACUUGUUUUGGUUCCAGGUACAUUUCGCAAUCUUGACCAAAUCUGGUCCUGGUGAUGAUUUCAUGUCCCCUGAAUUCCAAGAGACGCUUAGCGACAAUGCCAUGACCGCAAAUGCCGUUAACAUUAAUUAUUUUGACAACAUUCAAAUCAAGCACAAGGAAACACAUGGAUACUUACACAGCCAUCCCGAUACAUAUCCUCUGAGAUAUGAUGACGGUAGAGUCUCUAGUCAAGGUCAGCAAGUCACUGGCUACCCAUAUGCCGAUGCCAACAACCAUUGGCAAAUCAUCCCUGCAGGCACUUUUGAAGAGGUUGCUGGCCGCCCUGUUAGGAACGGCGAAGUUGUUAGAUUAAGACAUGUGGUCACAAACACAAUGCUCUUGUCACACGAUGUUGCUUCUCCAUACUACCCAACAAACCAAGAAUUUACCACUGUUUCCCUUGAAGAGGCUUUGGGCGAUCGCCUGAAUGAUACUUUAUUUGAACUACGAAUCGAAAAUGGGAAACCACGCCAAGACUUCAAGAGUCUUCAAGGACAAUUCAAGCUCAUCCAUUGGCCAAGUAAGGUCGCUAUGUGGACACACACAACACCUCUGCCAGAUUGGGGCUACAAACAACAAGAAAUUAACGGAAAUAAGAAUUUGGCUCAAAGUUCGAACAUCUGGUAUGUGGAUGAGAUCCCAUCCAUUCCUAAGGACUCUCCACGUUUGAUCAAGGAGGAACGCAAGGUUAAGAGUGUACCAUUCUUGAAGAAAUGGUUCGAGCUACAACGAGCUAUGUUCUAUCACAACAAUGCUUUGACUAGCAGCCAUCCAUAUGCUAGUGAACCUUUUGUUUGGCCAUUUCUUUUGAGAGGUGUUAGUUUCUGGACCCAGAAUGACACCAGACAACAAAUCUACUUCCUAGGAAACCCACUUGGAUGGUGGUUGGCAAGUAGUUUACUUGCAGUUUAUGCCGGAAUCUGGGCUGCUGAUCAAUUGUCCUUGCGCCGUGGUGUCGAUGCACUGGAUAACCGUACCCGAUCCCGCCUAUAUAAUUCCACCGGUUUCUUCUUCCUUGCCUGGGCAACACAUUACCUACCAUUUUAUCUGAUGGGUCGUCAAUUGUUCUUGCAUCAUUAUUUACCUGCCCACUUGGCAUCAUGCCUGAUCACCGGAGCAUUGCUCGAGUUCAUUUUCAACGUGGAGCCUGUCUUGGACGAUAUUCCAUCGGGAGCUGCGAAGAAGGCAGGUGCAGUCAAGAAGCACCUCCCAGCUCGCGAAAAGCUCGCCGGACAAAACUUAAUGAUGUCCUGGGCUGCAGUUGUAGUCAUUCUCUCCGUUGUACUUUUCGGGUGGUAUUACUUCUUACCAUUGACGUAUGGCUAUCCAGGCCUCAGCGUUCCCGAAGUUAAUGCAAGGAAAUGGCUAGGAUACGAUCUUCAUUUCGCCAAAUAA
Molecule: messenger RNA, 2316 nt
Organism: Sclerotinia sclerotiorum 1980 UF-70
Lineage: Eukaryota; Fungi; Ascomycota; Leotiomycetes; Helotiales; Sclerotiniaceae
Exons: 3
Coding region: 1-2316 (771 amino acids)
Biological process (GO): protein O-linked glycosylation via mannose
Cellular component (GO): membrane; endoplasmic reticulum
Molecular function (GO): dolichyl-phosphate-mannose-protein mannosyltransferase activity
Source: RefSeq, a predicted model, not a curated record